AUGACAACGCUAACAGCAACAGUCACUCGCGAUCUCGCGAUGUACCAAACAAGGGACCUGGCACCACAGGUAGAAGACCAGCGUGGAUUUCUUUCGCAAAAAUUAUCCGGAUAACUUUUUAUUGUGGCUGGAGGUUCUUAUACAUUGGAUCUAGAUGAGAUGCAUGAUGAUGCGGCGAUUGAUAGCUUCCUUCGCUCUGAAGAUGUAGACCACAUGCCAAGAACCAGCAAAAUGAAAUUCUCAAAGGAAAUUUUUCUCAGGUGCACAUGAUUCUGUCGAUUUUGCCGCAGUGCAGCGAGGACAUGGCGUGUGAGGCGUUGAUUCAGUCCGGGGAGGAUGUGGAGCGAGCCAUGGAGUUGCUGCUAAGCAAAAUCGCGGAGCGGGACAGUCCGAAGGCGCGGGCCCAGAAGGCGGCAAGUUUCCACGAGGAUUUUACCUCGGACGACCAGGCGUUCCAGACACAGGGGGCCAACGGCCACGCGAAGACCGCGGUGCCAAGCGCCGCCACAGCCGGCGGAUACGGGGACAACUACGGCGGAAAGCAGACCAUGCAGCAAACGUAUUUUUCCGGCAGCUCCGCAGCGCAAAAAACGACCGCCCCAGCGGCUGUUUACGAACAGCAGCAGCAGCAGCAGAUGAAACAACCGGUGGAACAACAACAGGUUGUCACCAGCGAGCCCGUCGCACCGGCGGCAGCCGCGGUCGCACCACAGCCGGUGCCAGAACCCGUCGCGCCCGCAGUGGUGGAAGAGGUCUACGACCCGCAACCCGUGGUCCCAGAAUUCGCGUACAGAGUUUCAUACUGUUUCAAGAAAGUACUGUCGUCUCACACGAUGUUUUUGACAUGAUCUGAUGUUGAGAGUCUGAGCGCAUGAACGCCCGUGCGUCUCCAACAUGUUGUGCUGCGUUUGCAUGUACUUACUUACUUUGAAAUAGUACUUGAAAAUGGAAAAGUUUUCCUUGUGGGUCAUGACGUGCGACUAGAGGUGAUGCAUGUCGUUUCUUCUUCUAAACAGGUACUUCUUGCAGCAAGUCCAGUUAGACCGCGCCCCAUCCCGAGCGGAAAAGGAUUUGCUGAAGUUUAAGAAAAAGAUGCGAGAAAUUGAAACCAUCGAGAAAAAACUCGAGACCGGCGAAAAGGUCGACCAGCUGCAAUUGCCAAAAUUGGACAAGAAGGGAGAGCUCAUGUACUGCUCAAUGGUGUUUUUGAUAGUAUAGGAAAGACAAAGAUCAUUGCAUUGCAGAUUCUUCAUGCACCAUGCACAUGUUCUUUCUGAUUCUGAAUCAUGGAAGGAGCUAGACUACUUAUUCAUUUUGAAUUUCUUAGUGCAUCAGUAUCAGAGGCAGCAAAAUGCUUUUCAGGUUCGAGUUGAAAAAGACCGAGGAGAUUGUCAACAAGUGCUUGAGACAAGACGCCGAGGCCUUGCGAGAAAAACACAUCGAGCAGGAGUGGGCCCGGAUCGAAGCCGAGAAGGCAGAAAAGAAGCGGCAGGAAGAAGAGCGCCGGGAGCAAGAGCGCAUCCGCUUAGAGGAGGAGCGAUUACGGGCGGAAGAGGAAGGUAGAAUUGAAUGUCGGCUUUUGGAGCUUUUUACGGUGCGGGCGAUGUGCAAUACUGCGUCGGUCCUUGUGCCACGACCUCUAUGCGGUUUUUCUUUUCAUGAUAUCAAUUCGUUCUCGUUGAGGUAGAUCCUCUUUCGAGUUGCCCAGUCGCUCCCCACGUGAAUAAACUAAUUGAAAUUCUGAAGCGUAUGUCAUCUUCCUAUCAAUCUGCAGCUCGCCGCAAAGCCGAAGAGGAGGAGGCCCGACGAAAAGCCGAGGCGGAGGCCGCCGAACGCCGAAGAAUUCAGGAGGAAGAGAUGCGCAGACAACGCGAGGAGGAGGAGCGACGACGCAAGCAGCAGCAGGAAGAGCAGGCCGAACGGUUGCGACAGAGCAGCGCGAAGGGUAGAUAUUUAGUUAACUUGAUGUACGUUUGUUUUCUUUUUUUUUGGUGCUGGUACUAAACUCUCCGACACAACGUGAUGGAGUGAUACAGUCUGUGUGCUCUGUAGAAAUGUUGCUAAAAAUCAUAACAUUAACAUAGGUAACUGGGCCGGAGUGGCGACUGCCGGUGCGUGGAACGGUCAGCAGCAGUACCAGCAGCAAAACAAUUACAGUAAUAACAUGUCCGGUAAGAAAUACAGCGGCUAUGGUAUCAACUGCAAAUAUGUCUGGGUCUGGAAGAAUGUAUGUUUGUCAUGCUUGUCUGGUAUGACUCUUAAAUCUGUCAUGCAUGUUACCCAAGAGCCCCAUUUUUCUGUCAUGCAGAAACGCAGUUUGUCAUGCAGAAUAGGCAACACCUAGAACAGAAGCUCAAAAACUUGUCAUGCUGGGCCAGCUCUUGUGGCCUCCUCAUGAUACGCCACCCAACAUCACAAAUUUCCAGACCCAGACACUUUUACAUUUGAUAUAUGGCAAGGGACAGCAACAACCCCCGCAGAACCAGCAGCCCUCCAGCGACUACAACAGCACCUCCGCCCAGGGAGGCCAAUACAACAACCGAGAACAGCCGCAGCAACCCUCUUCCUAUGGACAAUACAACCAGCAGCAGCCUGCCCAGCAAUGGAACAACGAAGCCGGGUACAAUAAGUAAAGCGAUAUUUGCUAUUGCUGUAAACCUUCCUGCAUCUCUAUCUCUACGUGCUCUUAUCGCUUUGCACACGAUUUGUGCUCGUGUAGGUUGUAAAAAAUAACCACAGUUGUAUGAAGAUCGAUACAUCCCAGGAGUAGAAUCAUCGGAAUUGCUACGCUUGAACGGGCUCGAAAGGGAUGAAAAAUGAAAUCACUCCUCAUUAUUUUCCAUGAAAUCACUCCCCAACCCCAGGUACAACGCAAAUGGCCAACAGGCAGUCCAGCAGCCCGCUGCCGCGCACGAAGAGGAAAAGGGAGAGGAACAGCCGAGUGAUGACUGGGGAUUGAGCGUGAACGAAACGGUUCUGUCUCAGCAAAAGUCCGUUUUCGCGCAGCAGCAAACGUACUUUAUUACGCUCCUCCACCUGUGCAUGUGCUUUUAUUCUUUGAGGAAGAUGAUUUUCAAGAUAAAUGCCUGCUCCUCGAAGAUUGAUUAUGACGCGUCUGUUGCAUUGAUGCAGGCGGCCGCCGCAAUUCAUUGCCAUUUUUCAUCUGAAAUCACAGAUCCAACCAGAUGGGUCGUAGCAACAUGAUGGACCAGGGCAACGGCGGUGGCAAGGGCUGGAACAACAACGGUAAGAGCGCGAGCAUGCAGGACGGUAACUGGCGUCAACCAGGUAACUCGUUCGCUCCCAACGGCGGCAAUGGGAAGAAGGGCAAAGGCAAGGGCAAGGGAAAGAACAAAAGCGGCAACAAUGGCUACAACAAUCGGGGACCGGGUCAGAACAUGGGCGGAUUCUAGAGGAAAAAGAAGUGCUCGGGAAAGGAAAUGAUAUUUCAGUUCUUCAUUGACCGAUGCGGUUCUUGCUGGUGCCCCCUGAAUAUUUUGAAGACCAUAUGAUUAUCCCUUUUGAAAUGAAAUGGAACCUUUUGAACCAGCUGCACUACACUAUUCUGCCAGUGCUCCCAUCAGCACUGCAUUCGGUGCAACAACUCUGACGAUAAACCAUACAAGAAAGAUCGUGCGGCAGAAGUUGUGUUGAUGAUCGCAGCACAGCAAAGCGAAGACGACAAUUUUCAAAUUAUCUACAGUUGUAUGUACUAUUGAACCGUUUUCAUCUACUUCCAGUACUUAGCCAAGAAAGCCAUAUGUAAUUUCUUUUGUACACGUUUUUCGAAAAUGCAAACUCGUUUGUUUAAGUUAAGAGAAAUGGUGGACGGUGCUUCGGGAACUGCGUUCGUAGCACGGAUCUCAUAGGGUUCAUUUGGUAGGAACGCAAAGAUGAGGAGAACUUCAGCCUCAACUGACGGAGCUAUAAUAAUUCCCUAUUAUUCCGGCUGUGUACGGCACCUCCAACGACAAGGCUCUCUGGUCUCUCGCCCGUGCCCGGUUUCUAUUACUGACUUAAUACCCCGCAAACGUGAACAAAGUAAGCAGAACUGUCGACCACUAGGGUGAUACACUAUAAUUAUCUGCUCUCGCCGCGGCCCGAUUCCAAUUCAGGGCUGACUACAUAAAAGUUGGGUUUUUUCGCGGUUGCGUGCCGGUAAAACACCGGCAUGACAUCGGCUCCGACAACACCCAUUCUAUCCCGAGUUUGCUUUCUGCUCUACAACGACAACGACGGACGCAUAAUUCCUCAAGCUAAGCCGAUAGUUUGAUCUCUUUGCUUCCUUUUCGAAAAUGAAAAAAUUCGGAACGAAAUGCAUGUAGGUACAAAAGAUGAGGAGAGUAGUCAUGUGCACACGUUGUGACCUCGGCAGCACCCGCUCCGUAUCAAAAGCUGAUUUCGCAUUGGAAAAAUUUUUUGUCCCACUUUUCAAUCGAACCAAUUUAGCUGUCCGCUUACCAUGUUGUCUCGGCG
Molecule: messenger RNA, 4476 nt
Organism: Amoebophrya sp. A120
Lineage: Eukaryota; Dinophyceae; Syndiniales; Amoebophryaceae
Source: the annotation of a GenBank genome assembly